GACAGCGGGGUUCGCCAGAGAUGCUUCAAGAGCUGGUGGACCGCGAGGAGAGGCUCCCGGAGCCGGCGGGGAGGGCGCACCCCAGGGUCUGGGAGCCGGGAUUGGGGCGCUGUGAGCAAACCGAAAUAGACCCUGUACAGAGGAGGCAAGAGGCACAGGAGGGAGCCGGAAGCUUGGGCCCAAGAGCCGGUGUAGUGGAUUUCAACAAGUGUGAGAGGUGGCACGACCACUGGGCCGUUUUUUACAAGUGAAUUUCUAAUUUUGAGACUUUGGAGGUAGAGCAGUUUCCGGUGGUGAGCCCCCCACCUUUGGGAUGGCCUUCAGAGAAAUGGAAGAAUUAGCAGAACAUGGCGUAUUUCUCCCUCCCAAUAUGCAAGGACUGACUGAUGACCAGAUUGAAGAUUUGAAAUUAAAGGAUGAAUGGGGUGAAAAGUGUGUCCCCAGUGCAGGUUCAGUAUUUAAAAAGGAUGAUAUUGGACGAAGGAAUGGACAAGCUCCAAAUGAAAAGAUGAAGCAAGUUUUAAAGAAGACUAUAGAAGAAGCCAAAGCAAUAAUAUCGAAGAAACACGUGGAAGCCAAUGUCUGCGUUACCAUGGAGAUGGUGAAAGACGCCUUGGACCAGCUUCGAGGUGCAGUGAUGAUUGUUUAUCCCAUGGGGUUGCCGCCAUACGAUCCUAUCCGGAUGGAAUUUGAAAAUAAAGAAGAUCUGUCGGGGAGUCAGGCAGCACUCAGUGUCAUCACAGAAUCAGAGGCACAAUUGUGGUGGGCAGCGAAGGAGCUAAGACGAACAAAGAAGCUUUCGGACUACGUGGGGAAGAAUGAAAAAACCAAAAUUAUCGUCAAGAUUCAGCGGAGGGGGCAAGGAGCUCCAGCGCGAGAACCCAUCAUUAGCAGUGAGGAGCAGAAGCAGCUGAUGCUCUUCUAUCACAGAAGACAAGAGGAGCUCAAGAAACUGGAAGAAAAUGACGACGAUUCCUGUUUAAAUUCUCCGUGGGCAGAUAACACUGCUUUGAAAAGACAUUUUCAUGGAGUAAAAGACAUAAAGUGGAGACCAAGAUGAAGUUCACCAGUUGAUGAAGCUUUCUAAAAUAUUAGCUCACCUUUCUUUUGGCAAAAUGAUAAUAAUAAUAACUAAAAAGGACACCCACAGCUCUCUUUGAAAGUUGUUGAAAUUUCUGGUUUUCCUAGUUGUUUUUUCAGUUUGAAUGUUUAAAAUAAAAGUUAUUCAGGGUUUUAAAACUUAAUAAAUACAUCCUCAAAAGAA
Molecule: messenger RNA, 1264 nt
Organism: Orcinus orca (killer whale)
Lineage: Eukaryota; Metazoa; Chordata; Mammalia; Artiodactyla; Delphinidae
Gene: CFAP298
Product: cilia and flagella associated protein 298
Exons: 7
Coding region: 314-1060 (248 amino acids)
Biological process (GO): regulation of cilium movement
Source: RefSeq, a predicted model, not a curated record